Messenger RNA from Scutellospora calospora, 1185 nucleotides. The record is from the annotation of a GenBank genome assembly. NCBI's taxonomy places the organism in Eukaryota, Fungi, Glomeromycota, Glomeromycetes, Diversisporales, Gigasporaceae.
AUGAAUAAAAGACCAGAACAACUACGAAAAAAAAGAAUGACUAUGUCAUUAAAAACAAAACAAGAAAUAUGUCAACGAAAGCGUGAUAUUCCAUUUCUUACUAUUGAUCAACUUUCUGCAGAAUAUAGAAGUUACAAACUUACAAUGAUGAUGCCUAAUCAAACACUUGCAACAAAACCAGUGAAAGGACAAAAAAAAGUUAAAGAUAGAGUAACUGUUCUUCUUUGUAUGAAUGCAACUGGUACAGAUAAACUUAAACCAUUAGUUAUCAGAAAGUCAGUUAAACCACGUUGUUUCAAAGGCAUCCAGAAAAAAAAUCUUGGUGUUGAAUAUGAUGCUAGUCAGAAAGCAUGGAUGACAGGGGAAGUUUUUAAACGUUGGAUAAAAUCAUUGAAUACUACCUGCAGGCUAAAGAAAAAAAAAAUUCUUUUAUUAGUUGACGGUGCCACAUCCUAUUCAAAUUGUGAACUUACAUAUGUCAAGCUUCAUUUUUUGCUACCUAAUACAACACCUUAUUUACAACCUUGUGAUGCUGGAAUAAUAUACUCGUUUAAAUCCCAUUAUCAUAAAUUAUUUCUUCAGAAUGCCAUCAACGCUAUUAAUAGUAAUAAGAAAAUACCUCACAUUAGCCUUUUAAAUACAAUCAGGUUCAUUACGGAAGCAUGGGAUAGUGUAACUUCUCAAACGAUCAUUAAUUGCUGGAAAAAGACUGAAAUAGUGCCAUCAAAUAAAUGGAAUCACUUAAGUUGGAAUACAAUGAACAAUGAAUUCGAAGUUGAAUCUGAAGUUAGAGCUGAAGUUGAAGCCGAAGUUGAAGCUGAAAUUGAAGCUGAAAUUGAAGUCAAAAUUGAAGCCGAAAUUGAAGCCAAAAUUGCAGUUGAAAAUCUUAUUUUUGAAAUCCCAUCUGAUUAUAUGAAUGUAAUGUCUGCUAAUGAUUAUAUCCGAAUUGAUAAUACUCUUGAAACUGAAGAGAUUGUUUUAGAUGAGGCUGCUAUUAUUGAAGAAGUCCUUCAUAAGUCAGAUUCCAGUAGUAGUGACGAAGAAAGUAAUGUUGAAAUUGAAAAAAUUCCUCAUUCAGUUGCAUUAGAACAAUGUAGUUUACUAAUACAAUAUGUGGAACAACAAGAACCAGUAAAAUUUGUAAAGAACCAGGAUUUACCACAAUUGCGAAGUUUGUUAAAAUGA